AUGGCAAAUCGCUCGUCGUCGCCUCCCCAAGAAGGUCCGGCGACAAGCCCGGAGAGCCUUCUUUCCAACCGCGUCUUCGACAGGCAAAUUCGUCUUUGGGGAGUCGAAUCUCAACGAAGGCUCCUCUCGUCACACGUUCUUCUUGUGGGGCUAACCAGCAUCCACGUCGAACUGGCGAAAAAUCUCGCCCUCUCAGGUGUACGUGUCUCGCUCUGCGACAGCCGCUCCGUUGGCGAAAUCGACUUCGCCUUCAACUUCCUCGUAAAGCGCGAAGCGGAAGGUCAACGUGUCGCCAGCGCCAGUCUCGCUGGGCUUCGCGACAUGGCACCCUUUGUCGCCUUUGAGGAACUUCCUGAAUCUGAGUUUCAGCGGCUGCUUGCAUUUCUUGGAGAAGAAGACGCACUGGCGAAAACGCAAAAAGGGGAACGGGCCGGCGAAGCCCUCCACGCCGUACAGCUGGUCGCACGCUUUACUGCGAUUUGUGUGGCAUCUGAGUUUUACCCUCUUUCUUCCUUGCCUCAGUCUACCCUUAUUCGUUUUCCUUUCGGGUGCGUCGUUUCCUUUUUUGCCGGAAAUGCAGGCUCCGCUGGAUACCCUCUGUCGACAGCUAAAUGUUGUCCCUCCCCCCUUCUCACCCUCGCUCGGGUGCCUGCGCCGAAGUCGGAGAAGACUCAGGCUGGCGUAUCUGGAGAGGCGAAGAAAGGUGAAGAUGGAGAAGACGAGAGUUUGCCACAGCACGACAUGAAAGAAAAAGCGUAUCCAUCUCUCGACGAAAUGAUGCAUUGCAGCCUUGGCAAAGCCGACAGGAAGGUGGAUCCUGCCCUUCUCGUCUACCUCACCAUGCAGAAGUGGCAAGCGGACAAAGAAGCGAAAGGCGAGCAGGAACGAAAGGAUGGAACAACGUCCCGGACGCUGCCUCUGCCGCGAUACGACAGUUUACCUGAGGACGAUGACUUCGCUCAUUUUACAAAGCAGGAACUUCGCCAAGAGGGUGGACCUGCCGCUGCUGCCUUCGAACAGUCGCCGAUUCUCAUUAAGACUCUGCCAAUGAUGUGGGGCCGCCAAUACACCGUCACCGCGGCUAUUGUUGGUGGCGUUUUAGCUCAGGAAUUGCGAAAAUACAUCACAAAGGAGCAAGAGCCGAUCCCCAACUGCCUGUUGUUCAACGCCGACUCUUCCACUGCGGCAGUUGCUAGUCUGCCUCCAUCAGGAGUUUCUGUGUCUGUUAUCAAGACUCCCUAG
Messenger RNA from Neospora caninum, 1242 nucleotides. RefSeq lists its product as hypothetical. Gene Ontology annotation, molecular function: SUMO activating enzyme activity. NCBI's taxonomy places the organism in Eukaryota, Apicomplexa, Conoidasida, Eucoccidiorida, Sarcocystidae. The transcript has 11 exons. Gene Ontology annotation, biological process: protein sumoylation. The record is from RefSeq and is a predicted model, not a curated record. Gene Ontology annotation, cellular component: SUMO activating enzyme complex; cytoplasm. Bases 1 to 1242 code for a protein of 413 amino acids.